AUGGGGAAGCAAAAUACAGAAAAAAAUGUAAGAAAGCAAGUUCUCACACAGAACAAUAGACAUGACGGAACACCCGACAACACAGACGACGUGAAUACCAAUAUAAAAUCAGCAAAAAACACCGAGGACACAAAAUCAGCAAAGGACAUCAUGAACAAAACAGAAUUAGCGAAAGACACAAUGGAGAACACAGAAUCAGCGAAAGACAUCAUAGACAGCCAAGAAUCAGCGCAAGACAUCAUGCACAACACAGAAUCAACAAAAGACACUAUAGACAACAAAGAAUCAGCGAAAUACAUCAUAGGCAACAUAGAAUCAUCGAAAGACACCACAGGCAACACAGAAUCAGCGAAAGAAAUAAUAGGCAACCCAGAAUCAGCGAAAGACACCCUUGGCAACCCAGAAUCAGCACAAGACACCAUAGACAACCCAGAAUCAGCGAAAGAUAUCAUAGGCAACCCAAAAUCAGCGAAAGACACCCUGGGCAACCCAGAAUCAGCACAAGACACCUUGGGCAACCCAGAAUCAGCGGAAGACAUCAUAGACAACCCAGAAUCAGUGCAAGACAUCAUUCACAACACAGAAUCAACAAAAGACACUAUAGGCAGCACAGAAUCAGCGAAAUACAUCAUAGGCAACAUAGAAUCAGCGAAAGAUACCAUAGACAACAUAGAAUCAGCGAAAGACAUCAUGCAUAACACAGAAUCAGCAGUUGAAACAGAGUAG
This is a messenger RNA of Ostrea edulis (European flat oyster), 726 nucleotides long. RefSeq lists its product as uncharacterized. The record is from RefSeq and is a predicted model, not a curated record. NCBI's taxonomy places the organism in Eukaryota, Metazoa, Mollusca, Bivalvia, Ostreida, Ostreidae. The coding region runs from base 1 to 726 and encodes 241 amino acids. The transcript is spliced from 2 exons.